AUGAUAUCUGCAAUGGGCAAACCUUUUGCAGAGGCCACAAAAAUUGGAGAAAUGGUAGAAAAUGGCUUGAAAACUGGCCGAAUCAUAAGUCAAUCUGCUUUGAGAUCCACCUCCCAAGCCACCCAGAACGGCUCGGGAGGUUUAGCAAAUCGAAAGAAGAGGGAAGAAGGAGCCAUGAUGACUUCAGAAUCUCCAUCAUACCGGCCCGGUACUAGGUGUGCCUAUCAUUCGGGGGCAGAGGGUCAUGAUACGGAGGAUUGUUGGACUCUUAAGAGAGCCGUUGAGAAUUUGAUAGAACAAAAACGAGUGGUGCUGAGGGACAAGGAAGUCCCCAAUGUGAUUAACAAUCCAUUACCGGCUCACAACAACGGGACGGUCAUUGGAAUGAUUUGUGAUGGUAAAGAGUUUUAUCCAGCUUUGAAAGUUAUCAUCGCCAUUGCUGAUUCAGAGGCAAGACCUAAAGCGGCGGUGAAACAAGCCAGAAAUGAGAAGAAAAUCAAUCUAACUCCUCAAGUUGCAGAAACAAAUAAUGGGGAAGCACUUGCUAAGGACGCAAUUCUCUAUGUUCCUAGGGCCCCAAGGAAAGAAAAACUCAUGUUGAACACUCCCAAAAGAUUUGAGCAGAGGAAAGUCACGCUAAAUAUGCCAAAGUUGUAUGUGCCAAAAAAGACUUAUGUGGUGUGGGAGCCGGUAAUUUCACCAAGGCUGAAUGAGCCCGUGGUUAUUAGCCGCGCACCACAGAGCCCUAUGAGAGACCCCACUGCAGUCCCCUGGAAUUAUAGCAAAACAGUGGUUACUUACAAGGGGAAAGAGAUUAUGGGAGAGGUGAACGAAAUGAACCAACCUAGGAAGUACCAUAACCCAGAAGAGCAAACGAUGUUAAAACUGAGCAAGGAUAAACGGUUUCCACCUAAGAAGCCUGUGAGUGCUGAGAAAGUAGAAGAUUUUUUCCGAAAAAUGAAAACUUCGGAAUAUGCAAUAAUUGACCAACUCAGUAAGACUCCUUCCCAGGUUUCACUUUUAUCUCUUUUUAUUAGCUCAAAUGAACAUCAGAAGGUACUCCUGAAAACAUUGAACGAGGCAUAUGUCCCAGUUGAAACUUUAGUUGAACAACUGGCGAGAAUGGCUGAACAAUUCUUUGAAGUUAAUAGGAUUUCCUUCAGCCGUGAUGAUUUGCCCCAAGAGGGAGCCACCCACAACAAAGCCCUUCACUUGGCUGUCAAAUGCGAAGGUUAUUAUAUGAAGAGAGUCAUGCUAGAUGGCGGGUCUGGGGUUGACAUUUGCCCUCUCUCAAUGCUCCAGAGGAUGAAAAUUGGAACAGAAAGAAUUCGACCAAACAAUGUAUGUGUGCGCGCUUUUGAUGUAAUCAAACGAGACACAAUAGGGGAAAUUGAUUUGAUUUUGACCAUUGGCCCUGCAGAUUUCGAAGUAACUUUCCAGUCCUUUUACAGGGACCCUCCAGUCCCAUGUCUCGAAGCUAGAGAAGGAAGUGAGCACAUUGUCUACCAAGCCUUUGAAAUUGUGAUCGUUGAUCAAUGCAAAGAAGGGGCCCCAUUCCCUCAAUCUUGCUUAUCUAAUGCAUCGGUCAUGGUCGCCACUGAAAUGAUUAAACAUGGGUACAAGCCCGGAAAGGGGAUCAGGGUAUAUCUAGAAGGCAUCAUAGAGCCUGUUACAUCAACCGCCAAUGAGAAGUUCUUCGGAUUAGGUUUCUGA
Nicotiana tabacum (common tobacco) is the source of this 1713-nucleotide messenger RNA. RefSeq lists its product as uncharacterized. Lineage: Eukaryota; Viridiplantae; Streptophyta; Magnoliopsida; Solanales; Solanaceae. The record is from RefSeq and is a predicted model, not a curated record. Gene Ontology annotation, molecular function: nucleic acid binding.